This is a messenger RNA of Jaminaea rosea, 507 nucleotides long. RefSeq lists its product as hypothetical. Lineage: Eukaryota; Fungi; Basidiomycota; Exobasidiomycetes; Microstromatales. The transcript is spliced from 2 exons. The coding region runs from base 152 to 475 and encodes 107 amino acids. The record is from RefSeq and is a predicted model, not a curated record.
GCGACGAGGUCGACGGGAGUGUUGCGGUAGACUUCGGAUGAGGCAAGAGCACAUUGAAUGCCUACUCGCCGCACGCUUCCUCGUCAUGCCUUGUCAAGACGCAUCGUUCUAAUUUUCUCCUUCGCCUCACCACACUCUAACACUCGUUAUCAUGCUACUUCCCCUGCCUGCCUGGUGCACGCUGAUACCUGCUCGGAGACAUCGACCUAGCGGCCAUGUCGACACACCGCUGCGCCUAAUGCUCGUCGCCGUCAUCUUCAUCCUCGCUCUCUUGUACAGCUCAUCACUGGCUGCAGUCAUACCGUCUCGUACGCAGUGCUUGACCAACGGCACCGGUGGUUGUCUCAUCCAAGACAUAUCGGAGAAACAAGCUUUCAAGCACUCUGCAAGCGCAGUCAUCAAGGUGCGUUACUACGGCAUCUACGUAUCUCCGGCGCCUGACAUCUUGCCGCGAUUGUUACCUGUGCUGCCGUAGUCUCCUAGCAUGGAUAGCGAGGCACUUGGUCA